Oryza sativa Japonica Group (Japanese rice) is the source of this 1763-nucleotide messenger RNA. RefSeq names its product protein SAWADEE HOMEODOMAIN HOMOLOG 2. Gene Ontology annotation, molecular function: DNA binding; chromatin binding. The record is from RefSeq and is a predicted model, not a curated record. NCBI's taxonomy places the organism in Eukaryota, Viridiplantae, Streptophyta, Magnoliopsida, Poales, Poaceae.
AAUUCGGCACGAGUAAUAGGGGGGCAGCCACCACACCACACCACACCACACCACCACCGAUCCCCUCUCUCAGCGGCUGCCUGCCUGCCUGCCUGCCUGAACGAGGAAUCGCUCAUCGCUGCAUCACUGCCGCAGACGCCGGCGUGGUCGGGAUGGGGCGGCCGCCGAGCACGGGGGGCCCGGCGUUCCGGUUCACCCAGGCGGAGGUGGCCGAGAUGGAGGCCCGCCUGCAGCAGCUCAACAACGCCAUCCCGCACCGCUCCGUCAUCCAGGCCCUCGCCGACAAGUUCACCUCCUCCCCCGCCCGCUCCGGCAAGGUCGCCGUCCAGCCCAAGCAGGUGUGGAACUGGUUCCAGAACCGGAGGUACUCGCACCGCUCCAGGAGCUCCAGGGGCCCCCCGACGCUGAUGCAGACCAAGAUGCUGCCCACGGGGUCCGACGAGCACAAGUCGCCUCCCUUCAGGGCUAUGCCCUCUGCCUCUGCGCACUCCGGCUCGCCCUCAGGGAAGGGUUCUUUGGAGAGCGGCCAGGUUGAAUUUGAAGCAAAGUCGGCUAGAGAUGGCGCAUGGUAUGAUGUUGCUGCCUUCCUGUCUCAUCGGUUGUUCGAAUCUGGUGAUCCAGAAGUACGAGUUCGCUUUUCUGGAUUUGGAGCCGAGGAAGAUGAAUGGAUAAAUGUCCGUAAAUGUGUGCGGCAACGUUCUCUUCCGUGUGAAUCAACUGAAUGUGUUGCUGUUCUUCCUGGAGACCUCAUACUUUGCUUUCAGGAAGGCAAAGAGCAGGCUCUGUAUUUCGAUGCUUGUGUCCUUGAUGCUCAAAGGCGUAGACAUGAUGUACGAGGGUGUCGCUGUAGAUUUCUUGUUCGCUACGAUCAUGAUCACUCUGAGGAAAUUGUUCCACUGAGGAAGGUAUGUCGCCGACCAGAAACUGACUACAGGCUUCAGAUUCUGCAUGCUGCUAGAGCAGCAGGUAUGGCUAAAGAGGCUGUGGUUGAUUUGGUGUCGCACAAUGAUAAGAGCUCAGCGGAGCAGAAACCCCCAAAGCAGCACAAAAUGAUGGAUGUGAACACUGAUGAGGUAACCAUGGUUUCUAACCAAGACCAAGAAGAGCCAACAGGCAAGCCUGCUGCUACCUUGCCAGCAGCACCGGUCAAAACCCUGAAUGAUUCAGCUUCAGCUUCAGCUUCAGAUGUCCAAAUGGGCGAGGCACAGGCUGCUCCAAAAGUUGAAUCUUCUGAUGAAGUAGAAGACAAGAUGAAAGAGGGAUAGUUGGUUGCCUUUGCUGAGCAUUAUGUUUGGCUGGCGGCUGCAGUAAACAGCAUCUGGUUAAAUGCAUUGGCAUCUGAUCACCUGUUCUCCUGCUAGGCUGCUACACACAUGUUGUGACUUCCAACGCAGGAAUGUAUGUCUUCAGUCUUCACAACACAUGUUGUGACUUGUGAAGAUUUAGUAAUUGCUUAGGAACCCUCUCAAAAGGGUAAAUAUGAUUGUUAGGAACUUUAGCUCCAAACAUAAAUUGAUUGCAUAGGAACUUUAGCUCCGAAGAAAAUGUAAUGUGGUUGCGGUGGGAUUGACUUGAUUGCUGUCACACAAAUUCGGCCGAGGAUCCGUGUUGACCACAAAUAGGACUGGCCUGCCAUGCCACAACUAGGAUCUGUGUUUAAUAUAGCGUGCCAAAUAGGUGUGAAUCGGUGCCUUUGAAGGUUAUCAUCAAUUGUUCUGAAGGUAAAAUUUCUCAGGAGAAAGUCUAAUAUACAUUCUUGUGAA